Molecule: messenger RNA, 1545 nt
Organism: Engraulis encrasicolus (European anchovy)
Lineage: Eukaryota; Metazoa; Chordata; Actinopteri; Clupeiformes; Engraulidae
Gene: inpp5kb
Product: inositol polyphosphate-5-phosphatase Kb
Exons: 13
Coding region: 1-1545 (514 amino acids)
Biological process (GO): negative regulation of phosphatidylinositol 3-kinase/protein kinase B signal transduction; negative regulation of glycogen biosynthetic process; phosphatidylinositol dephosphorylation
Cellular component (GO): plasma membrane; endoplasmic reticulum; cytoplasm
Molecular function (GO): inositol bisphosphate phosphatase activity; phosphatidylinositol-4,5-bisphosphate 5-phosphatase activity; phosphatidylinositol-3,4,5-trisphosphate 5-phosphatase activity
Source: RefSeq, a predicted model, not a curated record
AUGGCGGACUCCUUCGAUUUCCCACGUACCCGCUCAUCCAGCACGCUGAGCACAGCGUCCAUGUCGAGCCGCCUGCUCCUGCGCCAGAAGCUCAGCCAGCUGCUGAGGUCAGUGGAGGACCUGAGCUCGGACGAGGAGACCAACGAGGAGGUGACACGCACGCUGGACGAGGCCUUCAGCAUGUGUGGACGCUGGACCAACAAAGAGUUCUUCAGGCUCCAGAUGGUGACAUGGAACGUGGCGACGGCAGAGCCCCCUACUGAUGUCAUCUCGCUGCUGCGGCUGGACUCGCAGCCCGCCACAGACCUCUACGUGAUUGGUCUGCAGGAGGUGAGCGCUGCUCCAGUGAAGUACAUCUCAGACCUGAUCAUGGACGACACGUGGAGCCAUCUCUUCAUGGACACCCUGGCACCCAGAGGAUACGUCAAGUUGGCUUCGGUCCGCAUGCAGGGUCUUCUCAUUCUGCUGUUUGCCAAACAAGUACACCUCCCGUUCAUCAGGGACGUCCGAACUACCUACACACGCACAGGAAUCUUUGGCUACUGGGGCAACAAGGGCGGGGUGUCCAUCCGUCUGUCCUUCUACGGCCACCUGCUGUGCUUCCUCAACUGCCACCUGGCGGCGCACAUGAACUACGCCCUGCAGCGCAUGGACGAGUUCGAGUACAUCCUGGACACACAGGAGCUUGACAUCUUCGAGACGCCAAAUAUCCUCGAUCACAAAGUGGUCUUCUGGUUCGGUGAUCUGAACUUCCGUAUCUCUGACCAUGGCAUGCACUUCCUGCGCUCCUCCAUUGAUGGGGGCCGCUACAACCUGCUGUGGCAGAAGGACCAGCUAACCAUGCUAAAGAAGAAGGAGCCGCUACUGCAGGAGUUUGAGGAGGGCCCGCUGCAGUUCAAACCCACAUACAAGUUCGACAAGAACUCUGACACAUACGAUACCAGCAUGCCGAAGACAUGGUUUGGCUUUAAUGGCAAGAAGAGGAAGCCGGCCUGGACCGACCGCAUCCUGUGGCGCGUGAAGCCCAAGGGAGAGGAUGACGACAACUCGCCGGGCUCGCUGGAUGACGAUGACGAGUACCCUCUCAAGGUGGUGCAGGACGUCUACACCUGCAACAUGGAGUAUGGUGUCAGCGACCACAAGCCUGUCACCGCCAUCUUCACACUGGAGAUGCGUAAGAAGCAUGAGAAUCCCCUGGUAAACCUCAGUGCAGAUGGGGUGUGGAGCGCUGAUGAGGCCGCCACAGUGUCCUACUCCGUCCAGGACCCGUUCCCCUCCUGCACCUACGACUGGAUCGGCCUUUACAAGACCAACUUCAAGAGUCCCUACGACUAUGUGGCUUUUGCCUGGGCUAAGGACUACGAAGUUCCCCUUAAUGAAAUUGUGAAGGUGACGAUCAGGAGAGAUGAUAUCCCACAGGUCGGAGGUCAGUAUGUCCUCGGCUACUUCAGCACCAAUCUGCAGAGCCUCGUUGGCCUCAGCCCACCUUUCCAGGUCCAGGAGUCCAAGCUGGACAGUGCAUCGGUGAACAGCAGGGCAAAGUGA